Molecule: messenger RNA, 1744 nt
Organism: Glossina fuscipes
Lineage: Eukaryota; Metazoa; Arthropoda; Insecta; Diptera; Glossinidae
Gene: Ent1
Product: equilibrative nucleoside transporter 1
Exons: 7
Coding region: 130-1629 (499 amino acids)
Biological process (GO): nucleoside transmembrane transport
Cellular component (GO): plasma membrane
Molecular function (GO): nucleoside transmembrane transporter activity
Source: RefSeq, a predicted model, not a curated record
AAACUAUAAUUCAUGAAACAAAACAAAUAAAGGAGAAAACCAAUUUCAAUGCAGAACAAAGGCUUAAAAAAAAAAGCAAAUAAAUAGAGCAAGUUUGAAAGUUCAUCUUGUGGAUCGAAAUGAUAGAAAAUGUUAAAAUACGAUGAUAUUGAUGAUACUAGUGAACGCUGUAAACUUCUCAGUAACGAACAGUUAGCUGUUGAUGAUGACGAUAACGAUGAGGUCAAUUUUCAUCAACAAAGUGAAUAUGCAGACUUUAUCCUACCAUUCGCACCCGCAACAUUACCUUUGCCAAGUGAAACGCAGUAUAAUGAAGAGAUUCUGGAAAGGGAUAAGGACAAUGAUAUAUUUGUAUCACCCGAUAUUCCAGCGGAUGUAUGGAACUACACGUACUUUGUAUUCUGUUUACUGGGAAUUGCAACAAUGACACCAUGGAAUUUCUUUAUAACAGCGGAAGAUUAUUGGAUGUACAAAUUUCGAAACGUAAGCCUUAAUGUUAGCCAUGCAGAAUUGGCCGAUUUAAGUCCGUUGCAGAAAAGUUUCCCUUGUUACCUGACAAUAACGGCGUCUAUAUCUGGUACCAGCUUUCUUGUAUUGAACGCUAUUUUUGGUCAACGCGUACCCGUACGUCUUAAAAUUUUGGGUACCCUCUGCGUUAUACUUCUUUUAUUUGCUAUAACAACUGCAUUCGUCGAACUUAACACAGAUGCCUGGCAAGAGCUAUUUUUUGCAUUAACUCUUUUUAUAGUAAUUAUAUUAAAUGUUUGCUCAGCCAUAAUGUCUGGAGGGGUUUUUGGCGUAGCUGGUUUAUUCCCUUCGGAGUAUAUGACGGCAAUGGUAUCCGGCCAGGCUUUAGGUGGAAUUUUAACGGCUUUAACAUUCAUAAUUGUUUUGGCUCUUGGUGCCGGCGAUCCCACGAUAACGGCGUUUACCUUCUUCAUUGUAGGAAGUGUCUUAAUACUGUUGAAUAUUGUCUGUUACGCCAUCAUGGAAAGUAAACCGUUUUUUCAGUAUUACCUUAAUGUCGAGGAAAAUAUAAGAGCUCCGUAUAUGGUGAAUGGUGUCAUUGGCGACGACAACGCUGCGCAAUUAUGUGUAACAACCGUUUUUAGCAAAAUCUACAUUCAUGCCGUAACAAUUUGUAUACUUUUUACUACAACUCUAUCGGUUUAUCCGUCCAUAACUGUCUUAGUGCAGUCAGAAAGCUAUGGCGAAGGGAAAGCAUGGAAUGAUAUUUAUUUCAGGCCGGUUGCUAACUACUUGAUAUUCAAUUCUGGCGAUUAUUUUGGGCGAGUGAUAGCAGGCAUGUGUGAAAAGCCCAAAAAUAACGCUUACACGGUUCUGCUUAUGGUUAUCCUUCGUACAUUUUAUAUACCAUUAUUUUUAUGCUGCAAUAGCAGUUCCCACAACUUUUUGCCAGUGUGGAUACAUUCCGACACAAUUUUUAUUGUUCUGAUGACGACAUUUGCUUUAAGUAAUGGAUAUUUAGCCAACAUUUUACUUAUAAUGGCGCCCAGGUUUGUUACAAGACGUGAAAAGGAAACGGCUUCCAGCUUUAUGAUCGCCUCUUUAAGUUGCGGUCUUGUAUUUGGUUCUUUGCUAAGCAUGAUUUUGGUGCAAAUACUUUAAUUCCAUAAGAAAUUUUAUAGCCUGCAUAGUUAUUGUUGAAGGCAUAAAUAUUAAAUAGUGUUUUUUUUUAUUGAAAAAACAAAAGUGAUUUUAAAGAUUUUUAAUUGAUUUACAU